AUGUAAUUUAUUUAUUUCUUGAUGUAUAUGACUUGCCAUUCUUUGUAAUCACAAAGGAAGUCAUCUGCAGCUUUGUCUGCAAAAAAUGGCAAUGCCGUCAUUCAGCCUCGACGGCAACGUGCCAGACGACAUCCUGUUCUCCAUCUUUUCCUUCCUGCCCAUACCGGAUCUGGUCCGGUGUGCCAAUGUGUGCAGGCGGUGGUGCAGAAUCGUGUCGGAGUAUUCCCACGUAUGGAAGGGGAAGAGGUACGUCAGCAAUAGAAGUCCGAGGGAAUCCACCGAGGUGUGCGCCGUCUUGUGCAUCGUACCACUGUUGCAAGAACUCGAUGUCAAGGUGACCAAAAUGUUUGAGGUGAAAAUUAUCUACCCACAGUUAUUUUUGUCAGUAACAAACGUCUGUGACCUGAGAGCUGUGCGGGACUGCCAAAGAGUGGGCUGUACGUAUUUAUCGACCGAUCUCAACGUCGCAGAGGUCAUCUUCUCUUCUCAGUCACUUAUCGAUUUUGCGGCACUCCGGAAGCUGCAGAUCAUCGGAGGAAAUCCGACGCUGACACCCUUCAAGCCGGACACCAGAGCAGAAUGCGCCGUCGGCUCUGCCCUGGAGCUGUGCCCGAAUCUCAGAGAGCUGAACAUAAACGUAGAGGCCCUGUCGGGAGACUACUUGGACUGUUUGGAAGGGGUCAGCCGGUUGCAGACUCUCAGAAUCAACUGCCGCGGCCUGGAGGAACUGACGUUCCUACGGCACUGCUCGGACGCGCUGGAGGAACUGGAAUUGGAAAGUUGUGACGACUUGCCGCCGGCUGCGUACUCGGAACUACGGCAUCUCGGGAACGUGAAGAAGUUGCGACUGUGCGACUGCCGCGCGGAGGCAGAGGCCCUGGAAGUGGCCGCGGAGGGUCUGAGGUCUCUCGUGUCACUGCAGUUGGACCGCUGCAGACUGCUGUCGGACCUGUCCUUCCUGCGGCUCUGCAGCCAGCUGCGGGAGCUCCGCGUCGAGGCUAAGGACGGGCCGCCGACGGGCCUGCAGUGCCUGCCCGCCAGCGUCCGCUCGCUCUGCCUCGUCGACAACGCCGCGACUGCCGACGAUUUGUCCGACGUGCUGCAGCGCCUGUCGCUGCGCGAGGAACUGAAGCUCUGCAAAGUGGAUCUGGCCCACCUGGGCUUCCUGCGCCACUGCCCCCGGUUGCACCGCCUCUACCUCGAGAGCUCGACCUGGCCCGACACGUCGGUGCUGUCGAGCCUGUGCCACCUGACGCGGCUCGAGACGCUGGUCCUGAGGAGGUGCAGGGUCGACGCAGACGUACUCUCCCAGACGGUGUCGUCACUGCCGCAACUGCACACUCUGUCGCUGGCCUACGUGGAGGACGUCACCCACUUAAGGUUCCUCAGGCACUGCCCCCAGCUUCACACCUUGUCGCUUUUCUGCGUCUUCGGGUUGGACUCGAAUGCUUACUGGGAACUGUGCCACCUGAAUAACCUGGAGCAGUUGUGUGUCAGCGUAUUAGUGCGCGACGUUGUCAGUGAUAUCAUCCGACCGUGUCUGCCCCGAGUGAAAAUUUAUUGCUCGGAACAGUUUAUAUAAACUUCUGCUAAACGAGCUUUCCCGAGCUGAGAACAAAUUUUGUGCUGUGGAGCGGUGUGUGUGCCAUUUCCGAUCUUAUUGGCAGAUUAAAACUCUGUGCCGCACUGGGACUCCAAAACUGCACCACACCUUUUGUGAUGAGAGAGUGUACUGACUCGAGUCUCCUGUUAAGACUCACGGCCAGCCCUCACGACUUUCCUUCACCGAAGAUCCCUUGCGUAUCUUGCUGGACCGACGCCUUUGGGAAAAAGGGUAUUGUGGGGAUACCAUUUCUAAAAUGAAUCUCUAUUGCAGAGUAAAAGUUUAACUUUGCAAACUACCACUAGGCUGUGGCUAAGACAUUUCUCAGAAGUAUUGUUUCUUCUAGCAGUGCUUGUCCUGCGAGAUAUGCAGAGGAACUUCCGUGAAGUUUGGACAGUAGGAGCAGAGGACAGCUGUGAGCAGGUCGUGAGUCGUGACCGGAGAACUGACUUGGGAAGAGAGUUGUCCACGACAGGGGAGGUUCUGUGAGCAAGUCCCGGUACAGCACAAAGUCUUAAUCUGCCAAGGACUUUCUCUACAAGUGAUGUCUGAAAGAAUUCUCAUUAAAUAUCUGACCCUCCCCCCCGAUGUAAUCUAUCUCAAUUAUGGAUACU
This is a messenger RNA of Schistocerca serialis cubense, 2217 nucleotides long. RefSeq lists its product as uncharacterized. The transcript is spliced from 2 exons. Bases 86 to 1582 code for a protein of 498 amino acids. Gene Ontology annotation, molecular function: protein binding. The record is from RefSeq and is a predicted model, not a curated record. NCBI's taxonomy places the organism in Eukaryota, Metazoa, Arthropoda, Insecta, Orthoptera, Acrididae.